This is a messenger RNA of Carya illinoinensis, 1694 nucleotides long. Its product is annotated as glucan endo-1,3-beta-glucosidase 13-like. Gene Ontology annotation, molecular function: hydrolase activity, hydrolyzing O-glycosyl compounds. Bases 100 to 1509 code for a protein of 469 amino acids. Gene Ontology annotation, biological process: carbohydrate metabolic process. Lineage: Eukaryota; Viridiplantae; Streptophyta; Magnoliopsida; Fagales; Juglandaceae. Gene Ontology annotation, cellular component: plasma membrane. The transcript has 3 exons. The record is from RefSeq and is a predicted model, not a curated record.
CGAAAUAAACUUGCUCUAUAAAGCCAUAACUUCUUCGCCCUCAACCAAAUCUCUCUCACUUCAUGCUCUGCUUCUGCUUCCCACAGAAAGAAUCAGAGCAUGGCAAUUCUCAGAGUCUCGUACUUCCUCUUGCUUCUCUCAGCCUCAGUCUUCGCAGAGGGAGGCUCAAUAGGUAUAAACUAUGGGCGAAUUGCUAACGACCUGCCCACACCAUCAAAAGUGGUGCAACUUAUGAAAUCACGGGGACUCACCCGGGUCAAGCUCUACGACACCGACUCGGAAGUGCUCACCGCGCUUGCUAACUCCGGUAUAAGCGUCACCGUUGCACUCCCCAACGAGCUCCUCUCCUCUACCGCAGCAGACCAGUCUUUCGCCGAUAAAUGGGUCCAAGCAAACAUCUCUCAGUACUAUCCCGCUACAAAAAUCGAAGCCAUUGCCGUGGGAAACGAGGUAUUUGUUGACCCAAAUAACACGACCAAGUUCCUUGUACCCGCCAUGAAAAACAUCCAUUCCUCUCUUGCCAAGUACAACCUUGAUUCUGCUAUCAAAGUCUCAUCCCCUGUAGCUCUCACCGCCCUCCAAACUUCAUAUCCAGCUUCGGCUGGGUCUUUCAAGCCCGAGCUAGUUGAAUCCGUCAUCAAGCCCAUGCUUGAUCUUCUGCGUCAAACCGGCUCGUACUUCAUGGUUAACGUGUACCCCUUUUUCGCUUACACUGCGAACUCGGACGAGAUAUCGUUAGACUACACUUUGUUCAAGAAAAAUCCGGGUGUGGUGGAUUCUGGUAACGGGUUACAUUACGUCAGCUUGUUCGAGGCCCAACUCGACGCCGUUUUCGCUGCCCUGUCCGCCGUCAAACACGAUGACAUGAAGAUAGUGGUUACAGAGACCGGCUGGCCAUCACUGGGAGCUACGAACGAGAUUGGUGCGAGCCAAGCCAAUGCGGCGGAUUACAAUGGCAAUUUGGUACGCAGAGUACUCACCGGUGCUGGUACCCCGCUAAGACCACAGGACCCACUCAAUGUUUUCCUGUUUGCUUUGUUCAAUGAGAAUGAAAAAUCGGGUCCCACUUCGGAGAGGAACUAUGGACUAUUCUACCCCAGCGAGCAGAAGGUAUACGAUAUACCGCUCACAUUAGCGGACCUUGGAAUUAUCCAGUCAACACCGGUCAACGGUACCAGUAGCCCUCAGGUUCCGGUCACCGGCGAUAUGAAGAAGGCGUCUGUGGGUUCGGGUCAGACGUGGUGUGUUGCAAACAAAAAUGUCGGAAAGGAGAAGCUGCAGGCUGCGCUGGAUUACGCUUGCGGUGAGGGAGGGGCCGAUUGCCGUCCGAUUCAGUCGGAUGCCACGUGUUAUAAUCCAAACACGCUAGUGGCCCACGCUUCUUAUGCCUUCAAUAGUUUCUAUCAGAAGAACGCUCGUAGGGCAGGUUCUUGUCACUUCGGUGGCGCGGCUUAUGUGGUCACUCAACCUCCUAGGUUUGGGACCUGCAACUUCCCUACAGGGUAUUGACACGAAACGAAUCAGGACUCUAAGGUGAAUAAUAGCUUUGCAGUUGUGGAGCUCAGAGAAUUCGAGACCUUUUUUUUUCCCCUUAAAAUGUAUGCUUAUGUUAUGUAUAGUCGGUGUAGUAGCUAUCAUUUACUUGACUAUUUUGUCCAUAAUUUAUAUAUAAUUAUUUGUUUUUUGGAGGGUUA